AUGAGCACAUGCAGCUCAAGACAGAUAGCAAAGACAGGUCUUCGGGUCAACAUUGACAAGACAGAGGUAAUGCGACUCCUCAACAAACAGCAAACACCAAUCAUGCUUGGAGAGCAUAACCUGAAAGACAUAGACACCUUUACAUACUUAGGCAGCAAUGUCUCAGCCACUGGUGGAACAGAUGAAGACAUAAAAGCAAGGAUUAAUAAAGCACAACACGCCUUCAUCACCCUCAAGCCUGUGUGGAGAUCAACAGCACUGUCCACAUGUUUCAAACUCCGUAUAUAUAACAGUAAUGUUAUUAAGUCUGUGCUCCUCUACGGAUCCAAAACAACACCUCCAACAAACUACAAACCUUCACAAACAGAUGUCUGCGCCACAUACUAA
This is a messenger RNA of Saccostrea echinata, 387 nucleotides long. RefSeq lists its product as uncharacterized. NCBI's taxonomy places the organism in Eukaryota, Metazoa, Mollusca, Bivalvia, Ostreida, Ostreidae. The coding region runs from base 1 to 387 and encodes 128 amino acids. The transcript has a single exon. The record is from RefSeq and is a predicted model, not a curated record.